Molecule: messenger RNA, 384 nt
Organism: Paramecium octaurelia
Lineage: Eukaryota; Ciliophora; Oligohymenophorea; Peniculida; Parameciidae
Source: the annotation of a GenBank genome assembly
AUAUAUGGUGUCGUGUGCACAAUAUUGCAUGUUUAUUUCAGCUCCCGGUUGUGUGUUUAUGACAUAUUUGGGAUUCAUGAUAGCAAUAGGAUCAGAAACGGUUUAUGUUGUACCUCAUAGCAGAGUUGAGGGAUCUUUUGCAUUGUUUAUAACAGCAGUGGUAUAUUGAAUAAUUUAUAACCAAAAGUUAUAUGCUAUAUUCUUUGCAAUCAGUUAUAAUAAUGAAUACUCUCAAGUAUAAAGAUAGCAGAAUGUAGAUGAAUGGAUUAAUUCACAAGCAAUCAGAGAAGCUGAAAUGGAAAUGUAAGACCUUCCAAAAGAAAAACCAUUAGAAUAAUAAUAAUUAGUAGAUUAACAAUGAUAUAUUAAUUUUAUCAAAAAACC